AUGGGCAGAGCAGCAAUGACCGCCCGUGCGAGGCACAACCAAACCCCGCCCGGGCGCCAGCACUGCCCGGCAGGACGCGGCCCGAUGCGGCCGCGCUGCCCGGGGCCGGACCGGGGCCGCCCCGCCCCGGGCGGUGACAGCGUGCGGGGCCCGGCGGGGAGAGGCCCCGACCCCCCCCGGCCGCCCCGUCCCUCCGCCCGGCCACAGCCCGCGCACCCCGGGGGGAGNCCCCCCAGCGGACGGCAAGGCGCGUUAACCCGAGCCCCCCCCGCCCCGAGCGCGGCCCCUCACCUGCCUGUCAGCCCGCGGGGAGGGGACGGGCGGCGCUGGCCGCGCUCGGCUCCGCUCGGCUCCCGCCGCGUCUCCUCGCUCGCUUCGCCGCCUCCUCCGCCGCUCCCUCCCUCCCUCCCUCACUCCCGCGCCCCCGGCGCGAGACACGCGCAGGCCCCGCCUCCCCCCCGGCGCGCGCGCUCGCCGCGCGGGGCUUCCCUCGGCCCGCCCCGCCCCGCCCCCGGCGUGCGUCACCGCCCGCGCGCGCGUCCCUCCCGGGGAAGUUUGGCCGCUCUCCGGCGCCGUAGCGGCCGCUCCGGGCGGGAAGUGCGAAAAGGCCGCGGCGGGGCUCAGGUACGGCGGGCAGGGCUCGGCCCGGCGGGUCUGGGAACCGAGCACAGGGCAACGAACCGAGCACCGGGCACCGAACCCGGGCCUCCCCUACGGGCGGCAGCUGAGCGCCCCCCACUCCGGCGGGCCAGGGGCCUGCGCGAGGCCGGUGUUUCCUGA
Messenger RNA from Pyrgilauda ruficollis (rufous-necked snowfinch), 780 nucleotides. Its product is annotated as proline-rich proteoglycan 2-like. The record is from RefSeq and is a predicted model, not a curated record. The transcript has a single exon. Bases 1 to 780 code for a protein of 259 amino acids. Lineage: Eukaryota; Metazoa; Chordata; Aves; Passeriformes; Passeridae.